UUUGACGUUUAUUCUGUUAUUAUUUUGCUGCUCAUAUUUCAGUUAUAUUUUAUGUUAAAAAGAUUUUUAGAACACAAAAAUGAAAACUGAGAGUACACAACCAGAAGAUAAACCAAAGGCGCCUAAAUUACCAACACUUUCGCAGAUCAAUGCUGAUAUAAUUACACAACUAGCCUCUCGGUACUGGUCUCCACAAACUAAAGAAAAUCACUUACCCUAUGAUGCCUCAAUUGUGGAAUCAAUUUACCAAACAGAAAUUCUUCGAUCCAAUUUCUCAGUACGUCGUAUUAUGAUGCUGGAGUUCUCUCAGUACUUAGAGAGUUACUUAUGGCCGUACUAUGAGGCUGGACAAGCGUCGCACGCGCAUAUGAUGUCCAUCAUUGUCAUGAUCAACGAGAAGUUCAGAGAACGAGUGCCAGCAUGGCAGGCGUUCCUAAAAAAACCAGAUCACUUCCCAGCAUUUUUCGAGCAAGUACUCCGUGCGAGUGUCGCCGACGACCACACGAGUCGCAACAUGCGCGAGCAGACCGCGCUCCUACUAUUUCUGAACCAUUGCUUCGGGAGCAUGGAAGUGCAGCUGUGCAGAGACCAGGUCAAGCGACUUGUUUCGCUAAGCAUGUGGAUCAGUUUACAGGAAGGGCGACGAAAUCAAGAGUUUAAGUCAGUGCCAAAAUGGCGAAAAUAUUGGAAAGCUAUUCAGAAGAAGGAUAAGCCAGAAUUGUUGGAGAAGCUGAAUUGGGAGCGCCGCUAUCUGCAACAACUUAUGAUAAAAUUCAUGAGAAUUCUAGAGAAUAUUCCCGAAAACGAAGAUGUAGACCCUAAUGUUAUCAGAUACUGCGAGCGGUUUUUAGAACUGAUGAUCGACUUGGAGGCUCUGUUGCCCACACGUCGUUUCUUCAACACCGUCAUGGACGACUGUCAUUUAGUAGUGCGCUGUCAAUUGGCAGCUUUAUCUAGAAGACCCGAGGGACAGCUGUUCAUGCAGCUCCUACAAAUGCUGAAAUUUUAUGCCAAUUUCGAAAUCAGCGACGAAACUGGUGAUCCUAUGACAGAUCGGGACAUGACGCUGUUGCAUUAUUCCAGAAUAACAUCAUUACAGAAAGCGGCAUUCGCCAAGUUCCCUGAUCUGCGUUUGUUCGCUCUAGCCAACGUCGCCAGUGUGGACACUAGGGAAUCUUUACAGAAACACUUUGGAAAUUUAAGUGACAAGGCUCUCCGCGCUAUUGCGACUUAUUUAAAUCUGGUACCAGCUGAAGGCAAAGAAGAUGAAGCGUCUUGGCAUCGCGUCGACAAGGGUUUCCUCAAAGAGUUAUUAAUUUCCCGUCACGAACGGCGUAUAUCUCAAUUGGAAGAAUUGAAUUCUAUGCCACUUUAUCCAACCGAAGAAGUUAUUUGGGACGAAAACGUGGUUCCUACAGAGAUAUACAGCGGUGAAAACUGUCUCGCGCUCCCCAAACUGAAUCUCCAAUUUCUCACACUGCACGAUUAUCUGUUAAGGAAUUUUAAUCUUUUCCGUCUUGAAAGUACAUACGAAAUCCGUCAAGAUAUUGAGGACGCUGUCUACAGACUGGCGCCAUGGCGAGCAGAAGAUGGAAGUGUGUAUUUUGGAGGGUGGGCACGUAUGGCUCACCCCAUCAAGAGCUUUGCAGUGGUCGAAGUCGCCAAGCCUAAUAUUGGUGAGAAGGCACCUUCCAGAGUAAGAGCUGAUGUGACAGUCACACUGAGCGUGAAAAACGAGAUAAAACAUGAAUGGGAGAGUUUGAGGAAACACGAUGUUUGCUUCUUGGUCACAGUGAGACCUACUCAGGGCAUAGGUACAAAGUACGACUAUAGGGAAAGUAUGGUACAACAAGCAGGCAUUGUGUAUGUCCGAGGCUGUGAAGUUGAGGGUAUGUUAGACGCAGCUGGGAGGGUGAUCGAAGAAGGCCCGGAGCCGAGACCAGAACUUGAUGGUGAUUCUAGAACAUUCCGGUUGUUAUUAGAUCCGAACCAAUAUAGGUUGGAUUUGGAUCGCGCCAGUAAAGGAAAUGAGGAUGUUUACGAAACAUUCAACAUAGUUAUGCGACGAAAACCAAAAGAGAAUAACUUUAAAGCGGUCUUAGAGACUAUCAGGGAGUUGAUGAACACAGAAUGCGUCGUGCCGGAGUGGCUGCACGAUAUAGUCCUCGGUUAUGGAGACCCGGGCCAGGCUCACUAUACCAGAAUGCCGAAUGAGAUCCCGACCUUGGAUUUCAAUGAUACGUUCUUGGACAUGGAACACCUGCGGAACAGUUUCCCAGGACAUGAGAUCAAAGUGAAAACCGAUGACCCGCGGAAGCUCGUCCGGCCUUAUAAGUUAACGUUUGAGAACGUUGUACGCAAGAAGCAACUCGGUGAUAAUGCAAUGGAUGAAGACGAAGAACGUAAAGUGAUUGUCGUGGAACCACACGUGCAACCCAAGAGGGGGCCCUAUCUGUACAACGAGCCAAAAAAGAACAAUAUUUUGUUUACUCCGACGCAAGUGGAGGCGAUCCGUUCGGGAAUGCAACCGGGACUGACUUUGGUUGUCGGCCCACCGGGAACCGGUAAAACUGACGUGGCUGUCCAAAUAAUAUCGAACCUCUACCACAACUUCCCGUGGCAACGCACUCUCGUGGUCACCCACAGUAACCAGGCGCUUAACCAACUUUUCGAAAAAGUAGCCGAACUUGAUGUAGAUGAACGACAUUUGCUGCGUCUCGGCCAUGGAGAAGAAGCGCUGCAGACGGAGAAAGAUUUCUCUAGGUACGGUCGAGUGAACUAUGUUCUCGCGAAGAGACUCGAACUGCUGGAUAUGGUAGGACGGCUGCAACGGACGUUGGAAGCAGGCGGCGACGCUGGCGCCACAUGUGAACUAGCACAUCACUUCCAUGUGUACCAUGUACGGCCCAGGUGGUCAGCGUUCCUGGAGAAAUGUGCACAAGAACAGACAAAAUCCUCAGACACCAUAAGCAAAGAGUUUCCUUUCCACGAGUUCUUUGACGAUGCACCGAAACCGUUGUUUGCGGGAAAAUCGUACACCGAUGAUAUGGAAAUAGCCAAGAGCUGUUACAGAUAUAUCGACCACAUAUUUGAAGAACUGGAAGAGUUCCGAGCAUUCGAAUUGCUACGAUCUGGAUUGGAUCGAUCUAAAUAUUUAUUAGUAAAAGAAGCUAAAAUUAUUGCUAUGACUUGCACGCACGCUGCAUUGAAACGAUCUGAACUCGUACAAAUGGGUUUCAAAUAUGACAACAUAUUAAUGGAAGAAUCAGCGCAAAUCCUAGAAAUCGAGACGUUCAUUCCGCUACUAUUGCAAAAUCCACAAGAUGGCCGUUCGAGGCUCAAGCGAUGGAUAAUGAUCGGCGACCACCACCAACUGCCGCCAGUCGUGAAGAACAUGGCAUUUCAAAAAUAUUGCAACAUGGAACAGAGUCUGUUUACCAGAAUGGUCCGCUUGGGUGUGCCUUACGUGGAGUUGGACGCCCAGGGGCGUGCGAGACCGAGCAUUUGCAACUUGUACCGGUGGCGAUAUCGCGCCCUGGGUGACCUGGGUCAUGUGUGUCGCCUGCCCGAGUACCGCGCCGCCAACGCCGGCCUUCGGUACGACUUCCAACUGAUCAACGUGGACGACUUCAACGGCGCUGGCGAGACCGAGCCCAGUCCCUACUUCUACCAGAAUUUAGCAGAAGCUGAAUACGUUGUGGCAGUAUUCAUGUACAUGCGGAUAUUGGGAUGGCCAGCGUCCCGUAUCUCCGUGCUCACCACGUACAAUGGGCAGAAACAUCUCAUCCGUGACGUCAUCGAUAAACGUUGCGCAGACAAUCCUCUGAUUGGCCGACCACAUAAGGUGACGACUGUUGAUAAAUACCAAGGGCAGCAAAAUGACAUCGCGCUAGUGUCACUGGUACGGACUAAGGCGGUCGGUCACGUGAGGGACCUCCGGCGGCUGAUAGUGGCCGCGUCCAGAGCGCGGCUCGGUCUCUACAUCUUUGCGAGAGCCAACCUCUUCAGGAACUGUUUUGAAUUGCAACCGACGUUCAAUCAGUUGGUGGAACGUCCGCUGGAAUUGGAACUGGUACCCGGAGAGCGGUACCCCGCGCAGAGGUCCAUCACUGCCAACGUGCCCGACUCUCUCUCGCUAUGCGUGCACGAUAUGCCGCACAUGGCACGCUACGUCUACCAAAUGUACCUCGAUAAAGUGCGAGACGCCAAUAAACAAUACGAGCGUUCAAGUAAAUCGUGGUCAGCACCGGGAACAGAAUCGGCGGCCCGCUCUCAAGAACCCGAUGGGUUUGUGCCGUCACACCCCGGCGCUGCGCCUGACAGCGAAGACGAAGACACCUUCCGCCCCACGGAGAUUGUAAACGAGGUUGAAGAGACGCCGAACACGUAGAAGAUACACUUGUGUUACAGUUUUUUUGUCUCCCUAUAUUAUAAGAACUAAAACUUACAAACAAACUUUAAGUAUUACAGUGUUUUGUCACAUUCUUUCAAAGGAAACCAAUGUUUGGAAGUGUACAGCGGUUACAUAAGGUUUAUAUUAAGGUUUAGCUUUUUUUAUAAGUAAGGGAAUUAAUAUUUCACCACACUGUACCAAAUUACAAAUAAAUAUU
Messenger RNA from Achroia grisella, 4610 nucleotides. RefSeq names its product RNA helicase aquarius. Gene Ontology annotation, cellular component: catalytic step 2 spliceosome. Bases 80 to 4390 code for a protein of 1436 amino acids. Gene Ontology annotation, biological process: mRNA splicing, via spliceosome. The record is from RefSeq and is a predicted model, not a curated record. Gene Ontology annotation, molecular function: mRNA binding; helicase activity. Lineage: Eukaryota; Metazoa; Arthropoda; Insecta; Lepidoptera; Pyralidae. The transcript has 27 exons.